AUGCCUGUGGCGCUCAAGGCCUUUGUGCCCGCAGCGCGCGCCGCGCCGUCGUACGCGCUGCGCAUCGAGGGCAGCGACUACCUGGCCGUCUUGGACGCGGAAGGCGGCUGCGCGACGCCGGCGGACCCGCUGAGCCCAGGGCGGCUGCCGGCCACCAGCUGGGUGCUGCUGUCCGUCCCGCCGCCGUGGAACGAUGACCUCACCACCCACGUCCUGAGACUGCGUGAGCACCUGGAGUGGCACCGCCGCGUCGGCUUCACCGGCCACAUCCUGUACUACGACCCCGCCCAGGCCACCCGCCUGGCGCGCGACCCCGCGUUCAUGCAGCUUCUCGGCAGCUACCGCGUCGCCGUCGUGCGGUGGGCGCAGUUCCCAAAGGUGGCCUGGCUGCCCUGGGACGCGCAGGGGCUGCGGCUUAGCCACGCGUACCUGGCGCUGUGGGGCUGGGACGCAGGGCUGCUCCCGAUUGACGUGGACGAGUUUUUGCUGCUUGAGGACUCAACCCAGCACCCGGCGGCCGCCAUGCCGCCGGGCUCAGCGCUGCGCGCGCUGGUCCGGCACUGCGGCGGCGGCGCGGACGGCGUCACGUUCGAGCGGUUUGCCGUGUACUGCUCCUCGGGCAGCGCCUGCCCAGGCGGGGACGAGGCGAGCGUGUGGCGCGCCCGCGAGCCGCCGGCAGCGCUGGCCGGCGCGAAUGCAUCGGACGGCGGGUGGUCGUGGGCGGACGGCGACCGUUCCGGCUUGGGGCCCAGCCGUUUGGCUGCAUAUAGGGCCGUUGAGGCGGUACCCCACGUUGGGUCUAAGGCAUGGAGCACCUCUGCCUGCACGUUCCCUGCAAGCGUGCACGAGCACCGCCUGUCCGGCCUGCGGGGCUGCGCGCACGUCCAGGCGCGCCCGAGCUGCGGGCGGCUGCUGCACGCGAUCAACUCUUUUCACUUUCGCGACAACUGGCUGGCGCCGGGCAGGGCGGUGGCGCCGUUCCGCCACCCUUGGUGGCCGGCGGUGCUGGUUGCGAGGCCGGAGGCUGCAGUGGGGGUUGCCACGGGCGAGCCCGAGGGUGUGGCGGGGCCAGCCGGGGUGGGGCUGGACGCGUUGGGGGCCGCGGCCCAGGUAGGGGCUGGUGGGGCGGCGGGUGCUGCGGUUGCUCAACAAUGA
This is a messenger RNA of Monoraphidium neglectum, 1155 nucleotides long. RefSeq lists its product as hypothetical. The record is from RefSeq and is a predicted model, not a curated record. The transcript is spliced from 2 exons. Lineage: Eukaryota; Viridiplantae; Chlorophyta; Chlorophyceae; Sphaeropleales; Selenastraceae. Bases 1 to 1155 code for a protein of 384 amino acids.